AUGACAACCCAAGUCUACAGCGCCGACCACAGCGCUCCCGUCCUGCGCACCCACGCGUGGCGGACCCCGCAAAACAGCACGGCCUACCUCCUUCCACACCUCCAAACCACCUCCAAAAUCCUCGAUAUUGGCUGUGGCCCCGGCAGCAUCACCACCGGUCUCGCGGCCCUCGUACCAGCCGGCCACGUCACCGGUAUCGAGCCCACUUCCCCUCCGCUUGAAGCUGCUCGUGCCUUCGCCGCGUCCGAGGGUAUCACCAACAUCUCCUUCCAAGAAGGCGAUAUCCACGCGUUGCCAUUUCCAGAUGAAUCCUUCGACAUCGUGCACGCUCAUCAAGUAGUCCAGCAUAUCACAGACCCAAUCCAUGGACUGCGGGAGAUGCGAAGGGUAUGCAAAACCGGUGGCCUCGUCGCGAUUAAGGAAAGUGCGAGUUUACACUGCUAUCCUGACGCGCCCGAAAUGGCUCAAUGGCUGGAAAUUUACCACAAAGUAGCGGCGGAGAAAGGCACGAAUCCGCACCCUGGGGCGCGAAUCCAUGUCUGGGCUCGUGAAGCCGGGUUUGCGCCCGAGGAUGUGACGUGCAGUACGGGAAGCUGGUGUUUUCGGACAAAGGAAGAGAGACAGUCUUGGGGAGGCAACUUUGCAGAGAGAUCUGUGGGGAGCCCGUUGAGUAAUUAUGCUAUUGAGAAGGGGUAUGCGACGGAGGAGUUUUUUGAGAAGAUGCGGGAGGUUUGGCUGGAGUGGGUUGCGAAUGAGGAUGGGUGGUUUGGGAUUUUACAUGGGGAGAUUCUUUGUACGAAGAGGGAUGCAUGA
This is a messenger RNA of Penicillium subrubescens, 813 nucleotides long. Its product is annotated as class I SAM-dependent methyltransferase. The record is from RefSeq and is a predicted model, not a curated record. NCBI's taxonomy places the organism in Eukaryota, Fungi, Ascomycota, Eurotiomycetes, Eurotiales, Aspergillaceae. Gene Ontology annotation, molecular function: methyltransferase activity. Bases 1 to 813 code for a protein of 270 amino acids. The transcript has a single exon.